AUGGUUAUCAGCGAUUCGGCCGUCAUUGUCAUCGUCCUCGUCGCAUCCUUGUUCCUCACAGCCCUCUGCGCCGCCCUAUUCCGCCACUAUAACCCCACCGGCGACGACUGCAAGGCCUAUGAGCGGAACCUCGAGCAGAGCAAGUACAUGCGCGCCGUGCGUCUGCGGAAUUACGGUUUCCUGAAGAGAGAAUCGAUGAGUGCGGCCAAGGACUUGGAAUCGAGAUGUAUGUUGCGGUCGCAUAGUCUUUAA
Penicillium chermesinum is the source of this 252-nucleotide messenger RNA. RefSeq lists its product as uncharacterized. NCBI's taxonomy places the organism in Eukaryota, Fungi, Ascomycota, Eurotiomycetes, Eurotiales, Aspergillaceae. The record is from RefSeq and is a predicted model, not a curated record. Bases 1 to 252 code for a protein of 83 amino acids. The transcript has a single exon.